UUCUUCGUGCUAAGUAAAAUUUAAAGUUUUGUACUGAUCAAAUUAUACUUGCCAUUUAAGAAGCAUGACGUCAUUAAUUCAGUGCAAAUUCUAAUCAAAGCAAAAUAAAUAAGCAAAAGGUCCGAUUCCGUUUAUUAUAUCUGCUUCUCAUCAUUUAUAAUUCAGUCGACUCAUUUUGCUGGACCUUGAAUGUUUGUAAUUAAGUAUAUAUAAUAUACAUGUUAUUUGUGUUUUAUAUACAUAUACACACAAAGAAAUAUAACAAAUAAUAAUAAUAUCAGCUUGUAACUUUGGCACAAUUGGAUUGAAUCAUUCUGUAAAUAGUUUACUUAGUCGGUGACCAUAAAGCCUCAGGCAAUGGAUCCCAAACUUGGAAAUGCCCAUAUCUCCUCUCGUCUUCCUGGGCCAGCAAUAAAUCCAAUAGUGGAAAAUUCAGAAGAACCUCAGCCGAGCUUGUCAGAUUUGCAUGAUUUCGAACCGAAAUUAGAAUUCGAUGACACAGAAUUACUAUCGCCCGCACCUUUGCAAAAAGAUGUUAUGGUUGACGGGUUUGUAUUAACUGAAGACGAGGAAAUUGAACCUGCGGACAUAGUGAAUCCGCUUGAAGACGAUUUUGAGGAUCAGCUAAGGGAGGACCAAGCUGAAAGUAUUGUGAGCGUUAAAAAUAAAUGCGAUUUUCUUGGAACAGACAAACAAGGUAGACAUAUAUUUGCAAUUUAUGCAUCACGAUUUCCUGAAAAAUCACAAAUGGAAAAAUUCAUCUGUGAUGUUAUAAAAGAAAUUGAACCAUUUGUAGAGAAUGAUUAUAUUCUCGUCUAUUUUCAUCAAGGCCUAAAGGAGCAUAGUAAACCAUCAGCACAAUUGUUGUGGAAUUCUUAUAAGGAAUUAGAUCGGAAUUUUCGUAAAAAUCUGAAAAAUUUAUACGUAGUCCAUCCUACUUUGUUUAUACGUUUUAUAUGGAAAUUUUUUAGUCCAUUCAUUAGCGACAAGUUUCGACAAAAACUUGUAUAUAUUUCCAGUUUGGACGAAUUACGCCAAGCUUUGGGUCUAUCUAAGAUAAAGGUACCCAACAGCGUUUGCGAUUUCGACGAUCAAUUAUUUCGCAGUAAAAGUUCUGGUACUUUCGGUUACGGAUACGGCAGCGGUAACAAUAGCACAACAAAACAAAUGGCCAACACAGUACAAUUUGGUGCACCACUUAAAUUUAUAGUUUCCAAUAGCCCUUGCCUGAACUCUAUACCACCAAUUGUAAGAAAAUGCGUCGAUUCUCUCUCUAUGACUGGCAUGAUUGAUACAGAAGGCAUUUUUCGACGAUCAGGCAAUCAUACCGAAAUAAUUGCGUUGAAAGAGCGAGUAAAUCGUGGUGAAGAUGUAGACUUAUCAAAGGUUAAUGUGCACGUAAUUGCUGGGUUGUUGAAAAGCUUCUUACGGGAUCUUAGCGAACCGUUGCUUACGUUCGAGUUAUACGAUGACAUCACGAGUUUCUUAGAUUGGCCCAAGGAGGAGCGUUCACGUAAUGUUACUCAGCUUAUUAGGGAAAAGUUACCUGAAGAAAACUAUGAGCUUUUUAAGUACUUAGUAGAAUUUCUAGUCCGUGUCAUGGAAUGCGAAGACUUAAACAAAAUGACAUCUUCGAAUUUGGCUAUUGUUUUCGGCCCGAACUUUUUAUGGUCUAAUAGAAGCAAUACAACUCUCGAGGAUAUCCGGCCGAUAAAUGCAUUCAUUGAUUUCGUACUACAAAAUCACAAGGACAUUUACCUGAUCGAUGUAAAUCAGCGCCAUACCCCAAUCGGCUGAAACUAGAUUUUAAAUGAUGAGAUUCGAAAUGCACAACCAUAAAUUCAACUGCAAUUUAGUGUAAGUUUUAAAGUAAGCACCCAGCUUUAAGUUUGUCGGUGCGCAAAUUUGUAUUAUAUACUAAAAUUUGAAAUAAGAUUUCAUUAAGCAUAAAAGAUAAACUUGUUAAGAACAAUUUUUAAGAAAAAACAAACAAAAAGAAAACAAAACAUUCAUGCGCUACCUGCGUACAAAGGUUAUUGUAAGUGUGCGCCAAUCUAUUGAAACUUAUUUUAUUCAAGGGCACUAAAAAAUUAAGCGCAACAAAUAUUUUUAUUUUGAAAAACAAAAAAGAAAAUCAUUGUAAAGAGCAUUUGUAAAAUACAUUGAUGAUUUCUAGUACAACUUGUUUAUGAACAGUUCACCGGUAUAUCUUAAUUAUGUGUACAAUAUGAAGAGUGUAUUUUAUGUAAAUUCAUUUUUAAUCAAAUAUAAAUAUUAUUUAACAUUAUUCCAAAUCCAAAGAAA
Ceratitis capitata (Mediterranean fruit fly) is the source of this 2304-nucleotide messenger RNA. RefSeq names its product rho GTPase-activating protein 68F (gene RhoGAP68F). Gene Ontology annotation, biological process: negative regulation of endocytic recycling; small GTPase-mediated signal transduction. The transcript has 10 exons. Gene Ontology annotation, cellular component: cytoplasm. Bases 358 to 1797 code for a protein of 479 amino acids. Lineage: Eukaryota; Metazoa; Arthropoda; Insecta; Diptera; Tephritidae. Gene Ontology annotation, molecular function: GTPase activator activity. The record is from RefSeq and is a predicted model, not a curated record.